UAUGAUUAGCGGAAACAUGUUUAUAAACUACAAGAAAGAUGAACCCAAUCAAUUUGAGGUGGGCGAGAUCCCUUACGCGGGAGGAAGAUUUUCCAUGUACAUAGCCCUGCCACUGACGGAUGAUGGUAUCGCAAGUCUUGAAAAAUAUCUGUCUGAUCCGCAUAACGUCAACUGCCUUUUCAUGGACCUGAAAAUCUAUUAUGCUGAGGUGAAGAUUCCAAAGUUCACAACAGAGACAACGCUUGACUUGAUGAAACCUCUCAAAGAACUUGGUAUAGCCAAGGCUUUUGGUCCCGGCGCUGAAUUUCCUCGAAUCACCUCAGGCACAACCCACAUCAGCCAAGUGAUCCACAAGGUAAGAUUUGACGUCACACAGACAGGGACCACAGCGGCGGCAGAAACUACCGAAGAAACAAACAAAGGCCCCGCCCUUACAACAACAGAAGCAGAUAUCCAAUUUGUGGCGGAUCAUCCAUUCCUGUAUUUCCUCAGGGAUAGAGAAACCGGACUAAUUCUGUUCCAGGGAAAAUUUUCCGGCUAGGAAGCUCGAAAUAAAACUUGAGAUGAACUGA
Messenger RNA from Physella acuta, 572 nucleotides. Its product is annotated as serpin I2-like. NCBI's taxonomy places the organism in Eukaryota, Metazoa, Mollusca, Gastropoda, Physidae. Gene Ontology annotation, molecular function: serine-type endopeptidase inhibitor activity. The record is from RefSeq and is a predicted model, not a curated record.